AUGCGGUGCGCGAACAAGGCCGCUGAGAGCGCGUCUGCACGUCUCUGUGCAGACGCCGAAGCAGAAACCGCUGCAAAUGAUGUGUCAUCGGUUGCUAAAGCGUCUCAGCCUGUAUCACCUGGUGAUGCAGGUGCUCGUCAUGAAGACACUCAUGUAUUCACAGAGCAUGAGCUCGGAGUCUCAUACUCUCCUGACACGGAAGACGGAUCCGUAUCGACGGCGAUCGAAUCCAAGCCGUCUGCCAAGCGUGGCAUGGAUGAUGCUAUGCGCCGCAGCAUCUUUGGUUCAUCUGAUAAAUCGUAUGAGCUAUCGCCGAAGCGAAGGCGCUCGAAGUCGCGAGACUCGGGCGCUCACAGUGGUGUCGGUUCUCCUAUUGACACCACUUCGCAACGAGGUGCCAGUACUUCUGUCGGCACGUCGCAAGAAGAGCGGGACCGCAACGUGUUGCGCCUCGCUCCCAAAAAGAAGGCAUCGCUGCAUCCAAAGUCGGUCAUGGAUCGCUUGUCGGCGACGACAAGUGAUCGCUAUCGUUCACGAUUAUUCGAUUCGUCAAGGAUCCAUCACCUUGACCCCAGUGCGAAAAACUAUCGCGCUGAGAAUGAAUUAUUCAUCGAUGCUUUCUUUAAACAUCGAUGGUACAGUGGGAAUCACAAACGUGAUGGUCCCUCACGGCUCCAAGCGUGGAACGCUAACAUCCGUAACCUUGAGGAUGUAGGUCGUGGCGUUUGGAACGACAAACUUAUCGAGGCUCGUAAUAAGUUUGAAACGCGAACCCCGAUAGGUGCACGCUAUAAGCUGCAUCGUCUGUCAAAGGAGGGUGGGUUAUGCUGUCUUUCCUGGGGAGACCCGUGCCCUUGUUGUGCAAACAACUCUGCGCGCGCACCUAAGGAGGCCUACCUCCUUACUAGCCCGUGGUGGCGCGAUUUGCCGCGUCGUACUGCUCAACCAGACCCAGUACGUCAAUCAUCAGUUGGGGUCGGGGCUCCCAAGAAUCCCAGGACGGGGGAUAGCCGCGCCACCGGACGAGAUAACUCGUCCGACAAUCGUUCACAUCGCGGUGGCUCAACAGCCGCUCAAUCAGAUAGCGCUGGCUACCGCGAGAGUCCUCCAACGAGGGUGGAGGAGGAGGGAAAACGCUCUCCAAACUAUCUUUGGGGAGCGUGUGUCUCCAAGAGCUUCUUGGAUCGCGUAACUCUUGCGUUACGCGGCGACCUCGAGCAUGAGCGGGACAGGUGUCUUCAACUGGCAGAAAAAUGUCUUGAAGCAUCGAGCUGA
Molecule: messenger RNA, 1275 nt
Organism: Peronospora matthiolae
Lineage: Eukaryota; Oomycota; Peronosporomycetes; Peronosporales; Peronosporaceae
Source: the annotation of a GenBank genome assembly